AUGGGGGGCUUCACAGGUCCCUGCAACCCCAAGGGUCUGUUUCUCAGCCCCUGGACUUUUCCCAGCCCUCCAACUCUCAUCUCCCAUCUGUCUCAUAUAGAGACCAUCACUCUCCGGCUGCUACAGACCUCCACCUUCCAAAACACCUCCUUUGUGGACACAGAAGGGCUGGGCCUGCUGGAAGACAUUGAGCUUGGUUCUCUUGAUAAACACACCUGGAACAUCCACUUCUACCAGCCCUGGGUGCGCCCAUCCCUGCCCCGCAGUGACUGGGAUACCAUUGAGAACAUGAUCAAGAUCUAUUUGCAGAAAUUCAACCACCUGAUCAAUGAAGGUGCCAUGCAGAAGGAUGUGCCCUACCCGUUUGUGGCUCAAUGCAUUGCAGGCUGUGAGCUCUACCCCAACUGGACAUCCCGGGCUUUUGCCUAUGUGGGUUACAAUGGCCAGGACUUCCUCAGCUUCAACACAGACAAUGCCACCUGGCUCCUCUCCCAAGACACCAACCUGUCACGGUAUGUCCAGGCUGUUCUCCAGAACUAUACCGCCUUCAGUGAGCUGGUGGAAGUCCUCUUCAAUGAUACCUGUGUCGAUGACAUGGAGUUGAUACUGCACAAUGGGAAGGCAGCUCUGGAGAGACAAGAACUGCCCGUUGCCACUGUCUACUCCCGCACGCCCAACCCAGACAAGCUCCUGUUGGUUGCCCGCGGCACCGGCUUCUACCCACAGCCCAUCAGCGUGGCCUGGCUGCGGGAUGGCCAGGAGGUGUCAGUGGGCCCGGCACUCAACACCAGCCCGGUGCUGCCCAAUCAUGAUCUCACCUACCAGCUCCGCAGCACCCUGGCCGUUGUCCCUGGGGACGGGCACAGCUACGCCUGCCGCGUGCGCCACCGCAGCCUGGGCACCCGCAGCCUCCUCAUCCCCUGGGGGAGCUCAGAGGUGGUGCUGAUCGCAGGACGGGGCCGGGCUGUGGCUGCCAUCACAGUACUUUGGGUGUGGAGACACAGAAAGCACGAGCAGAUGGAGGAAUCGGAGUCCAGGAACUCUAUCCUGAGCAAAGAAGCUUAG
This is a messenger RNA of Merops nubicus (carmine bee-eater), 1065 nucleotides long. RefSeq names its product antigen-presenting glycoprotein CD1d-like. The record is from RefSeq and is a predicted model, not a curated record. Gene Ontology annotation, biological process: antigen processing and presentation, exogenous lipid antigen via MHC class Ib; immune response; positive regulation of T cell mediated cytotoxicity. NCBI's taxonomy places the organism in Eukaryota, Metazoa, Chordata, Aves, Coraciiformes, Meropidae. Gene Ontology annotation, cellular component: external side of plasma membrane. Gene Ontology annotation, molecular function: exogenous lipid antigen binding; lipopeptide binding; endogenous lipid antigen binding.